Mustela lutreola (European mink) is the source of this 1724-nucleotide messenger RNA. RefSeq names its product lipoic acid synthetase (gene LIAS). Gene Ontology annotation, cellular component: mitochondrion. Gene Ontology annotation, biological process: lipoate biosynthetic process. The record is from RefSeq and is a predicted model, not a curated record. The coding region runs from base 115 to 1236 and encodes 373 amino acids. Gene Ontology annotation, molecular function: 4 iron, 4 sulfur cluster binding; lipoate synthase activity. The transcript has 11 exons. Lineage: Eukaryota; Metazoa; Chordata; Mammalia; Carnivora; Mustelidae.
CCGCUGGGUCUGUGGUGGCUCAGGUUCCUCGUCAUAAACCGAGCGACGGUGUGUUGAUCUGUCUUUCCCAGGAAUUAGUGAUCCCUCGACCCUCCUAGGGAAAAAAAGAGAGGGAUGUCUCUACGCUGCGGGGGCGCCGCCUGCACCGUGGGGCCCCGGAUAUUCGGAAGAUAUUUAUGCAGUCCAGUCAGAGCAGUAAGUUCCUUGCCAGAUAAAAAAAAGGAAUUCUUACAAAAUGGACCAGACCUUCAAGAUUUUUUAUCUGGUGAUCUUGUGGACAAGAGCAAGUGGGAUGAAUAUAAAGGAAACUUAAAACGCCAGAAGGGAGAAAGGUUAAGACUACCUCCAUGGCUAAAGACAGAGAUUCCCAUGGGGAAAAAUUACAAUAAACUGAAAAAUACAUUGCGGAAUUUGAAUCUCCAUACAGUGUGUGAGGAAGCUCGAUGUCCCAACAUUGGAGAGUGUUGGGGAGGUGGAGAAUAUGCCACUGCCACAGCCACAAUCAUGCUGAUGGGUGACACAUGUACAAGAGGUUGCAGAUUUUGUUCUGUUAAAACUGCAAGAAAUCCGCCUCCGCUGGAUGCCAGGGAGCCCUACAACACUGCAAAGGCAAUUGCAGAGUGGGGUCUGGAUUAUGUUGUCUUGACGUCUGUGGAUCGAGAUGAUUUGCCUGAUGGAGGAGCUGAGCAUUUUGCGAAGACUGUAGCAUACUUAAAGGAAAGGAAUCCAAAAAUUCUUGUGGAAUGUCUCACUCCUGAUUUCCGAGGAGAUCUAAAAGCAAUAGAAAAAGUUGUUCUAUCAGGACUGGAUGUGUAUGCACAUAAUAUAGAAACAGUUCCAGAAUUACAGAGGAAAGUUCGUGAUCCCCGGGCCAAUUUCAACCAGUCUCUGCGUGUACUGAAACAUGCCAAGGAGGUUCGGGCCAAUGUGAUUUCUAAAACAUCUAUAAUGUUGGGUUUAGGCGAAAAUGAUGAGCAAGUAUAUGCAACACUGAAAGCACUUCGGGAGGCCGAUGUGGACUGUUUGACCUUAGGACAAUAUAUGCAGCCAACAAAACGCCACCUUAAGGUUGAAGAGUACAUUACUCCUGAAAAGUUCAAAUACUGGGAAAAAGUAGGAAAUGAACUUGGAUUUCAUUAUACUGCUAGUGGCCCUCUGGUGCGUUCUUCAUAUAAAGCAGGUGAAUUUUUCCUGAAAAAUCUCGUGGCCAAAAGAAAAAAGUCCUCUGAAGUAUAACAAGACCUUCAAGAUCACAGGAAUUUUUAAUAUCUGAUUCCAGUUGGUAAGAGAAGUGGUACCUGACUUCAGUGGACAUACCUCAGUCUCAUUGUUUUAAGAAACACGUUGAGGGGCGCCUGGGUGGCUCAGUCGUUAAGCGUCUGCUUUCGGCUCAGGUCAUGAUCCCAGGGUCCUGGGUUGGAGCCCCACAUCAGGCUCCCAGCUCGGUGGGAAGCCUGCUUCUCCCUCUCCCACUCCCCCUGCUUGUGUUCCCUUUCUCGCUGUGUCUCUCUCUGUCAAAUAAAUAAAAUCUUUAAAAAGGAAAAAAAAAGAAAAAAAAACCACAUCGAUAGCUGUGCAUAUUUAAUUAAAUAAUUGACUUGUCUUUUAGCCUUUCUUCUUUGUUCUAUUAACAAUGGCUUGAUGUGAUGUAAUCAUAAAAUAUCUUUCUAAGAGUUUUACUAUUAACAGUAUAAUUUAAAAAUACAUGAAAAACUUCCAGAGAA